Molecule: messenger RNA, 2080 nt
Organism: Thalassophryne amazonica
Lineage: Eukaryota; Metazoa; Chordata; Actinopteri; Batrachoidiformes; Batrachoididae
Product: THAP domain-containing protein 5-like
Exons: 8
Coding region: 536-2080 (514 amino acids)
Source: RefSeq, a predicted model, not a curated record
ACGGUAAUGGAUGCUGAGGACUCAUUAACAGAAGAGUUUAGCGGGACGUUAGCAGCGGGGCUAGUUUGUAGCUGAUUAGCAUAGCAGCUAAACAGAUCAAAGUUAACUUUAUUUCUGUUUUCUAAACGUAUGAACUGUUUCUAAUAUAUUCACUGCAGUGGCUUAUGACCGUAAUGUCGGCAGUAAAAUGCGCUUUAAUGAAAACUCCUUUAAUCGGAAGAAAUAUUUUUCAGAAAGGGACCAAAGGAAGCGCGUUCACAGAACAGAGUAGAGCUAGGCUAACGUUAGCUUUUGGGCUUAAAGAAGGGCUAGUUUUCCUGUAAUUCUUAUUUUGUCUGAUAAAACCAAAUUAAAAACAUGCAUUUAUCACCUUUUAUAUGAGUUUUUGUUUUUGUUAAUUAAUGAAUCGAUAAAAUAAAAAUCUGAUUGGUCAGAAAUUUUAUGACGUAUGCGUCUGGGGACCAAGCUCUCGCCUUAAUGUAUCUAUAUUGAAUCCUGUUUAAGUGAGAAAAAGUAGGAGAGCGUUUUAGUGAAAAUGGGGUUGUUUUGCAUGGCUCCCGGCUGCAGUAACGAGGGAUACAAAAAAAAGAUUAUUAGCUAUCAUGCGCUGCCUCUGAGAAAUAAGGAAAGGCUCGGGCAGUGGCUAAGCGCAAUGAAACUAAAGGACCCACCCGUUACUAGGUUCUCAAAAGUGUGUAGCGACCAUUUUGAGCGGGACUGCUAUGAAAGAGAUUUUCGAGCGGAGCUCAUGGGUACGAAACAAAAGAAAUUCUUGAAAGACACUGCCGUCCCGACAAUAUUUGACUUCAGUAAGUGUGUAAGCUCGGGGCGAGCCACAGUCAAUGCGCGACCCGGAAACAGGAUCACAGUCGAGCAGACCAAAGCCAACUGUCGCAGUGAGCGCAGAGACAACAGACGACGAAGGAAGACUUUGCAGGAGAUACACAUGCCAUUGGACCUGGAGCUUCAGAACAGCAGCUUGGAACUUGGCAGAAGUAACAUACCUGUACCAGGAAAAGCAAGGAAAACCAUCGGCAAGGAGGACAAGCCAAACGAGAUGGAAGCCAUUCAAAAUCAUGUCACAAGAUUCCACAUGUCGCAGCAGUUGGUGAUUAAAGAAGAAAUGCUCCCUGAACAGCAGGAGUUGAAUCUGAGUGUUGACCAGAAAGACAUUAAACAGGAACAAGAGGAAGUCUGGACAAGUAACGAGGGACAGCAGCUUCACCGGCUGGAGACUGAGAAGACCAAGUUACAUUUUGUCCCUGUGAAGACUGAAAAUGAUGAUGAAAUACCACAGUCAUCACAGGUUCUUCAAAACUCAGACAUGUUGCAGCAGUUGGUGAUUAAAGAAGAAAUGCUCCCUGAACAGCAGGAGUUGAAUCUGAGUGUUGACCAGAAGGACAUUAAACAGGAACAAGAGGAAGUCUGGACAAGUAACGAGGAACAGCAGCUUCACCGGCUGGAGACUGAGAAGACCAAGUUACAUUUUGUCCCUGUAAAGACUGAAAAUGAUGAUGAAAUACCACAGUCAUCACAGGUUCUUCAAAACUCAGACACACCGACAUUGUUGCUGAUCAAACAAGAAAUUCUUUCUGAACAGCACGAAAGAAACCUGAGUGUUGACCAGGAGGACAUUAAAGAGGAACAAGAGAAACUCUGGAUAGGUCCACAGGUACAACAGCUUCACCAGCUGGAGGAGGCCGAUAUCACAAAGUACACUUUGAGUGCUCUCCCCGUACCUGUGGAAAAGGUGGGGGCUGAAGCUUCUGUGAACAGCUUUCAGUUCUUCCAGGACAUGUUGAAGUUUAAGAAGACAGAUCCAGAUAUCGCCCAAGCACUGCUGGACAAGCUGGAGAAUCACAGGUGGUACCUCACACAUGAAGUAGUCCCAUUCGCCCUGUUUAGCACCAGGUUGAGUAAUGAGGAGAAGCAGGACAUUGCUGCUCAACUCUAUGCUACUGACAAGCCACACAGCAUGAGGAGGGUGAAACCAGUGUAUCAGAAGAUCACAGCCAAGACUACACUGAGUGAGCUCAUCGAUCUGGAAUCUCAGCUUGCAGAAACUCUGUCUAGGAUCUGA